CUCUCCUUUGGCCCACUUACAUGGCGCUUACUUUCCUUUUCGCUGCUCUUCUUUGCGCAGUCGGUGGAGCCUCUGCUGAGUCCCACACAGUUCGAUUCGACAAUCGAUGUGGUUUUGGAACACCCCAGCUAAUCCAAGGGGGCGAUGUGCUUACCACGACCAGUUACACCAGCGAUGGACAACUCUCAGCUGCUAUCGCAUAUUUACAGCACGGAUCUCAAUGCGGGUUCAAUGGUGAAAACUGUUCGCUGGUAGAGCUGACCAUGACGAACCCGGUUGUCGCUGGCGGCGGCUCUUCUGCAGACAUCUCGCUCAUAGACCCGUACGUUAUUUAA
Mycena indigotica is the source of this 335-nucleotide messenger RNA. RefSeq names its product Glycopeptide protein. The transcript is spliced from 5 exons. The coding region runs from base 21 to 335 and encodes 104 amino acids. The record is from RefSeq and is a predicted model, not a curated record. NCBI's taxonomy places the organism in Eukaryota, Fungi, Basidiomycota, Agaricomycetes, Agaricales, Mycenaceae.